AUGUCACUGUUACACAUCAUCAUCAUCAUCAUCAUCAUUCAUCAUCAUCAUCAUCAUCAUCAUCAUCAUCAUCAUCAUCAUCAUCAUCAUCAUCAUCAUCAAUCAUCAUCAUCAUCAUCAAUCAUCAUCAUCAAUCAUCAUCAUCAUCAUCAUCAUCAAUCAUCAUCAUCAAUCAUCAUCAUCAUCAUCAUCAUCAUCAUCAUCAUCAUCAUCAUCAUCAUCAUCAUCAUCAUCAUCAAUCAUCAUCAUCAAUCAUCAAUCAUCAUCAUCAUCAUCAUCAUCAUCAUCAAUCAUCAUCAUCAAUCAUCAUCAUCAUCAUCAUCAUCAUCAUCAUCAUCAUCAUCUCCAUCAUCAUCAUCAUCAUCAUCAUCAUCAUCAUCAUCAUCAUCAUCAUCAUCAUCAUCAUCAUCAUCAUCAUCAUCAUCAUCAUCAUCAUCAUCAUCAUCAUCAUCAUCAUCAUCAUCAUCAUCAUCAUCAUCAUCAUCAUCAUCAUCAUCAUCAUCAUCCUCAUCAUCAUCAUCAUCAUCAUCAUCAUCAAUCAUCACAUCAUCAUCAUCAAUCAUCAAUCAUCAUCAUCAAUCAUCAAUCAUCAUCAUCAAUCAUCAAUCAUCAUCAUCAAUCAUCAAUCAUCAUCAUCAUCAUCAUCAUCAUCAUCAUCAUCAUCAUCAUCAUCAUCAUCAUCAUCAUCAUUCAUCAUCAUCAUCAUCAUCAUCAUCAUCAUCAUCAUCAUCAUCAUCAUCAUCAUCAUCAUCAUCAUCACAUCAUCAUCAUCAUCAUCAUCAUCAUCAUCAUCAUCAUCAUCAUCAUCAUCAUCAUCAUCAUCAUCAUCAUCAUCAUCAUCAUCAUCAUCAUCAUCACUCAUCAUCAUCAUCAUCAUCAUCAUCAUCAUCAUCAUCAUCAUCAUCAUCAUCAUCAUCAUCAUCAUCAUCAUCAUCAAUCAUCAUCAUCAAUCAUCAUCAUCAAUCAUCAUCAUCAUCAUCAUCAUCAUCCUCAUCAUCAUCAUCAUCAUCAUCAUCAUCAUCAUCAUCAUCAUCAUCAUCAUCAUCAUCAUCAUCAUCAUCAUCAUAUCAUCAUCAUCAUCAUCAUCAUCAUCAUCAUCAUCAUCAUCAUCAUCAUCAUCAUCAUCAUCAUCAUCAUCAUCAUCAUCAUCAUCAUCAUCAUCAUCAUCAUCAUCAUCAUCAUCAUCACAUCAUCAUCAUCAUCAUCAUCAUCAUCAUCAUCAUCAUCAUCAUCAUCAUCAUCAUCAUCAUCAUCAUCAUCAUCAUCAUCAUCAUCAUCAUCAUCAUCAUCAUCAUCAUCAUCAUCAUCAUCAUCAUCAUCAUCAUCAUCAAUCAUCAAUCAUCAUCAUCAAUCAUCAUCAUCAAUCAUCAUCAUCAAUCAUCAUCAUCAAUCAUCAUCAUCAAUCAUCAUCAUCAAUCAUCAUCAUCAAUCAUCAAUCAUCAUCAUCAUCAUCAUCAAUCAUCAUCAUCAAUCAUCAUCAUCAUCAUCAUCAUCAUCAUCAUCAUCAUCAAUCAUCAUCAUCAUCAUCAUCAUCAUCAUCAUCAUCAUCAUCAUCAUCAUCAUCAUCAUCAUCAUCAUCAUCAUCAAUCAUCAAUCAUCAUCAUCAUCAUCAUCAUCAUCAUCAAUCAUCAUCAUCAUCAUCAUCAUUCAUCAUCAUCAUCAUCAUCAUCAUCAUCAUCAUCAUCAUCCUCAUCAUCAUCAUCAUCAUCAUCAUCAUCAUCAUCAUCAUCAUCAUCAUCAUCAUCAUCAUCAUCAUCAUCAUCAUCAUCUCAUCAUCAUCAUCAUCAUCAUCAUCAUCAUCAUCAUCAUCCAUCAUCAUCAUCAUCAUCAUCAUCAUCAUCAUCAUCAUCAUCAUCAUCAUCAUCUCAUCAUCAUCAUCAUCAUCAUCAUCAUCAUCAUCAUCAUCAUCAUCAUCAUCAUCAUCAUCAUCAUCAUCAAUCAUCAUCAUCAUCAUCAUCAUCAUCAUCACAUCAUCAUCAUCAUCAUCAUCAUCAUCAUCAUCAUCAUCAUCAUCAUCAUCAUCAUCAUCAUCAUCAUCAUCAUCAUCAUCAUCAUCAUCAUCAUCAUCAUAUCAUCAUCAUCAUCAUCAUCAUCAUCAUCAUCAUCAUCAUCAUCAUCAUCAUCAUCAUCAUCAUCAUCAUCAUCAUCAUCAUCAUCAUCUUAUUCUAUUCAAACUAUAAUUCAGAUCUGGUUUGUUAG
Messenger RNA from Schistosoma bovis, 2199 nucleotides. The record is from the annotation of a GenBank genome assembly. Lineage: Eukaryota; Metazoa; Platyhelminthes; Trematoda; Strigeidida; Schistosomatidae.